AUGUUUCCGCAACAAGGCAAGGCCGUGGUGGUGGCGGUGGUGGUUUCGCACGUCUUGUUGAUUGCUGGCAAGGGGCUCGCCGGCGGAGUCCCGGCGGUGAUCAUGUUCGGCGACUCCACGGCGGACACGGGUAACAACAACUUCAUCCAGACCAUGGCGAGGGGCAACUACCCGCCGUACGGGCGAGACUUCGCCGGUGGCCUCGCCACGGGCAGGUUCUCCAACGGGCGGCUCUCCGUCGACUUCGUCUCCGAGGCGCUGGGGCUGCCGCCGGCCGUGCCGGCGUACCUCGACCCCAACCGCACCAUCCACGACCUCGCGUCGGGCGUCAGCUUUGCAUCCGCAGGAACGGGCCUAGACAACGUCACCGCGCAAAUUCUAUCGGCAAUGACCCUGACCCAGCAGAUAGAGCACUUGAGGCAGUACAAAGAGAAGCUCAGGUGGGGCAAAGGGGAGGCAGCAGCAAACCACAUCAUAAGCCAGGCGCUCUACAUCUUCAGCGUCGGCACCAGCGACUUCCUGCACAACUACUUUGUCUUCCCCAUCAGGGGCGACAGGUUCAGCCUUCCGCGGUACGAGGUCUACCUCGCCGACGCUGCCGCGGAGGCGGUGCGCGCCGUGCACCGGCUGGGCGGUCGCCGGGUGAAGUUCGUUGGGCUGCCGCCGCUCGGGUGCCUCCCGGUGGAGAGGACCAUCAACCCUGACAAGCCUGGGGAUUGCAAUGAGAUGUACAACCUGGCGGCGCUGGGCUUUAACGCGAGGCUGAAGAGGGUCGUUAAGAAGCUCAAUUGGGAGCUCCCAGGGGCAAAGAUUGAGCAUGUGGACCAAUACAGCCUCCUUUCUGACAUCAUUGCCAAGCCAUGGGAAUAUGGUUUUGAGAACUCAAUGCAAGGAUGUUGUGGCACGGGAUAUGUGGAGACAGGAAUUCUAUGUGCCUUGGACGAUGCGUUGGCAUGCGACAAUGCUGAUAAGUAUGUGUUCUUUGAUGCAGUCCAUCCAUCGGAAAGGACUUACAAAAUCAUAGCCGAUGCAAUUGUAAACACCGCUCCACAUGUAUUCCACUGAAUUAUCUGUUUUUUUUAAGGAACAAAGCGUUCCAUUGAUGCUAUUUUCUAGUCCGGCAGUACAUAUUUUAUCCAUCGUCAUCGUAACACAACUGACGAUCCAAACAUCUGUAUGCAUUUUAACAAUCCAUAUCAU
Oryza brachyantha (malo sina) is the source of this 1200-nucleotide messenger RNA. Its product is annotated as GDSL esterase/lipase At2g42990-like. Lineage: Eukaryota; Viridiplantae; Streptophyta; Magnoliopsida; Poales; Poaceae. The transcript has 3 exons. Gene Ontology annotation, molecular function: hydrolase activity, acting on ester bonds. The record is from RefSeq and is a predicted model, not a curated record. The coding region runs from base 1 to 1065 and encodes 354 amino acids.